Maylandia zebra (zebra mbuna) is the source of this 433-nucleotide messenger RNA. Its product is annotated as histone H2B 1/2. Gene Ontology annotation, molecular function: DNA binding; structural constituent of chromatin; protein heterodimerization activity. Lineage: Eukaryota; Metazoa; Chordata; Actinopteri; Cichliformes; Cichlidae. The record is from RefSeq and is a predicted model, not a curated record. Gene Ontology annotation, cellular component: nucleosome.
UAUUGAAGAGAGAAAAUGCCUGAACCCGCCAAGUCGGCGCCCAAGAAGGGCUCCAAGAAAGCCGUGACCAAGACCGCCGGCAAGGGCGGCAAGAAGAAGAGAAAGACCAGGAAGGAGAGCUACGCCAUCUACGUGUACAAGGUGCUGAAGCAGGUCCACCCCGACACCGGGAUCUCCUCAAAGGCCAUGAGCAUCAUGAACUCGUUUGUCAACGACAUCUUCGAGCGCAUCGCAGCCGAGGCAUCUCGCCUGGCCCAUUACAACAAGCGCUCCACCAUCACUUCCAGGGAGAUCCAGACCGCAGUGCGCCUCCUACUCCCCGGUGAGCUGGCCAAGCACGCAGUGUCUGAGGGCACCAAGGCUGUGACAAAGUACACGAGCUCCAAGUAAACUGGCAUCAGACGCCAACACAACGGCUCUUUUCAGAGCCACA